Messenger RNA from Pyrgilauda ruficollis (rufous-necked snowfinch), 1700 nucleotides. Its product is annotated as ankyrin repeat domain-containing protein SOWAHA-like. Gene Ontology annotation, molecular function: protein binding. The transcript has a single exon. The record is from RefSeq and is a predicted model, not a curated record. Bases 1 to 1518 code for a protein of 505 amino acids. Lineage: Eukaryota; Metazoa; Chordata; Aves; Passeriformes; Passeridae.
AUGGAUGAAGCGUUCGGUCCUGCCCGAGGAGUCUCCGGUACCCCCGUGCCCGCACCCACUCUCGGGCUGGGGUCGGUGCCGGCUCUGUGCCCGUCCCCCAGCGCGGUGCCGCCGCCCGCCCGGGCCCUCCCGGCAGNCGGGGCGGCGGGAGCACCUCCGUGGGAGCGGCCGCGGGACGCGCUGCCCGCAGCAGGUGCCUCCGGGCCGCUGCUCCGGCCAGCCCCGCGGGCUCCCGGCAUCCCAACGCGCGGAGGCGGCGGGCGCGGCGGCGGCUCCGCCACCACCACCUGUGGCGGCGGGAUGGCGGAGCUCGACAUCAGCGCGGAGGCAGUGAUGGGCUUCCUGAGGGAGCGCGGCGGGCGGGUGCGCAACACCGAGCUGGUGAGCGCCUUCCGGCCGCUGCUGGAGGCCGCCGGGGCCGGGGCCGGGGCCGGGGAGGCGGAGGGGCGGGCGGCGCGGCGGGAGCGGUUCAAGGCGGCGGUGAACGCCGUGGCCACGGUGAAGGAGAUCGACGGCGUCAAGUUCGUGGUGCUGAAGCGGCAGCUCCGCGCUGCCCCGCCGGCGGGGGGCGAUGCCGGCGCCCCUGUCCCGGUUCCCGUCCCCGACCCCGUGGCCCGGCGGGAGCCGCCGCCCAAGCCCUGCAUGCUGCCCGUGCGCUGCGUGCCCGCCCCCGCCGCCCCGGGGCCAACCGAGCAGCCCAGCCCGCUGUCCCCCCCGCCGCUGGACGAGGAGGCCGGGUCCCGCUCGCCCGGGCUGCGGAGGGGGCCCAAGAACCACCGGGCCAGCGAGGAGACGGUGGUGCCCCUGGAGCAUGCGGAGCACCAGUGGCUGCUGCUGGCGGCCGACGGGCAGUGGACACAGCAGCUCCACGGGCUGCUGCUGGGCGACGCCAGCCUGGCGGCUCGCAGGGACUUCAUCUCCGGCUUCACCGCCCUGCACUGGGCCGCCAAGAGCGGCAACUGCGACAUGGUGACCAACAUCAUCCGAGCGGCCGAGAAGGGCGGGUCCCGUGUCAAUGUGGACGCCAGGUCGCAUGGUGGCUACACGGCCCUGCACCUGGCUGCUAUCCACGGCCAGGAGAAGAUCAUCACCAUGCUCGUCUACAGCUACCAUGCCAAGAUUGACCUGAGGGACUACAGUGGGAAGAAGCCGCACCAGUACUUAAAGGAAGGGACCUCCCUUACAAUUAGGCGUUUGCUGGGGGACCCCAGCCUUUCCCAAAACAUGGAACACUCCGUGCCCAUCAAGAAGUCUACAAAGCUUGCGGCUUCAAUCUUGAGCUCCACGAGCACUUUCCUGGGAGUCAUAUCCGAUGACAUGGCUUUCUAUGAUCUCACCAAAGGUUUAAGGAAGCCCUCAACUUUGAACAAGCUUCUGACUGCCACCACGGGCCCGAGGAGGAAGCCAAAGAUCAGAGGGGGCUUCCCUUCAUAUUCCUCACUCUCUGAGGUAGCGGAGGAGGAGGAAGAGGUUGUCGUGAAACGCAGACCCGUUUCUGAGCUGUUCUUUGGCCACUAGCCUCUGCCUUGCUGUGAUCAACAUGGUUUAAUAGCACGGCUGCUGUCUCAGCUUUCUCUUGCAGAAGCAGUUUGGAUUUUUUCUCUCCUUGUCUUUCUGGAUUUUUAACUGAAUCAGUGGUAGGGUCUACAUCCAGAGCCCACAGCGUGGAACGCAGCCCCAGGUGCCCGUGGAAGGGGAGC